Caenorhabditis briggsae is the source of this 1485-nucleotide messenger RNA. The coding region runs from base 1 to 1485 and encodes 494 amino acids. The record is from RefSeq and is a predicted model, not a curated record. The transcript is spliced from 7 exons. Lineage: Eukaryota; Metazoa; Nematoda; Chromadorea; Rhabditida; Rhabditidae.
AUGAGACUUCUAGUUAUUCUUGUAGUCUUGACGACCGCCGCGACUGCCAAAUUCCAUUGUCAAAGCGGACUCAGAAGGGUUACGGAGAUUGGAUUGAUUGAAAAAUGUCUGACAAAGUCAGAAUGCUCCAGCAUGCCACAAUGUUCCGAUACGGUCCUUGGAGGAUGCUGUUGCCUAGAAAACAAAAACUGUUUGCUGACACGUGCCAGACGCCACUUGAAAAAAACAACACCAGCUCCAGAAGAAUCAGAGGAGACUACGGCAUCUGAAGAAACCGUAUCCGCAGAAGAAACCACCACAGUGAAAUCGUCACACAAAAAGAAAACUACCACAAAAGCCGCACCAACUACCACAGAAAAACCAGAAACCACAAAGAAGGCUGAUAAAAAGAAGGCUGACACCAAAAAGGCUGUGAAAUCCACUACAACAGCCGCUCCUGUCGAGAGUGCCGAGACUGAAACCCCAUCGUCUGAAGAGAAUAAGACGACGGAAGAAGAAUCUGGAAAUGUAUCUGCCACGUCAUCAACUGAAGUCUCGGCUGAGGAGGAGCCAAAAUCCACUGAAGCUUCAAAGGAGGAGACUACCGAGGCUUCCACUGAGGAGGAGAAGUCUACUGAAGCAUCGAAUGAGGCUACCACUGUUAGUUCGGAAACAUCAGAGACCACUGAGGAUAGCGAGGAGGAGGAAGCCACCACCUCCAAACCAGUCAAGGCUACCAAAGCUCCAAAGAUUACCACUACCGAAGCCUCCACAAAUAAAGAAUCCAAGAAGGCUCACAAAAAGGAGAAGGUUACGACCACCCCAGAACCAUCUACUGAAGAAUCUCCAGAAACAAGCGAGGAGCCACAGUCUUCUGAAUCUACUCCAACCUCUGAGGAAUCUACUGAGCAAUCUACCGAAAAGCCAAAGAAGGCUGAUAAGAAGACUGAUAAGAAGGAUGACAAGAAGGAUAAGAAGAAAAAGGAAAAAAGCGAGGAGGAUGACUCUAAUGAAGAUGACGACAGCAAAUCCACAUCUGAAUCUGAUUCUAAGACUGAGUCCACUUCCGAAUCCUCAUCUGAAGCCUCAUCGGAGAAAUCUGUUGGAGGCACUAAGAAGACCUUGUUCUCAGGACCACCAGACUCGGACGAGGAUGACGACGACGAGGGAGCCGGAGCCGACGAGGCCUUCUUCUCCGAGAGCAAACAUGCUGUCACUGAAGCACCAGCCGAGCUUUCCAGAGCUACCACAAUGGCUGUCAAGAGCAAGAAGCUCAAGAAGACUGAGAGCAGCUUCAACUUUAUCCCACUUGCCAUUCUUGGAUUCUGCUUUUCGGCCGGAGUUGGAGGAGCCGUUUACUGGUACAACAAAAGAAAUGCGGAAAGAGAGAAUGCGUCGGCGGUUGAUGAGAAAGAGCUGACCACUAUCGCUCCUCUUCUUGAGGAUCAGAAACAGUCCGCCGAAGUCGACGAAAGCCCAGAAGAGAAGAAGGAAGAUGACGAAUGA